AUGUCCGAACUCACUCCCGCUGGCGCUGCCUUUAGGAAUGGCACCGAUAGCAACGCGCCAAAAGUGAACCAUGGAGACAACGCAUCGGGACUCUUUCAAACACUGCAAGGUCAUGUCGACGAUAUUCGGUCCAUCCUACAAUGUGGUGUUUGCAUCCGACCUCUCUAUGAACCCUACACCCUUGCCUGCGGACAUACCUUUUGCUAUAGUUGCUUGACAUCAUGGUUCGUCGGUGGGAGGCACAACAAGACCUGUCCGGAUUGUCGGGCGCCGGUGAAAGCGCAACCCGCCCCCGCUUACCUGGUUCGCGCCGUUGUUCAAAUGUUCACAAGCCGCCCGGAGCUGCUCGAUAAGGGCGAGACAACAGACGAACACCUACGCCACCAACGCGAGGAGGCGGGGCGACUGGAAAAAGACAAACUGAAUACACACCCGAAAGAAGGAGGUCUGUUUCGGGGCACCUUUAACAAGAGGAUCCCAACUGCGCAACCUAUUGUGGAUCUGGAGGACAAUGUCGUCCGUUGUCCACGUUGUUCGUGGGAGCUUGAGGAGGAUUCGGGUUGUGUGCAAUGUGGAUAUCGGCAAGACGAUGACUCUGUGACAGACAGCUCUGGUUGGAGCGACUCAGAAGAAAAUUCUGAAAUGACAGACUAUCUGGAUGACGAGCUGGAAGAUGGAUUUGGGGACACUGACGACUAUGGUUGGGACGAGUAUCCUGAUGACCUGCCUCUUGAUAUCCGGCCCGCCGAACUAGAUCAACUCUACCGUCAAUGGUACGGCCUGGGUCCUGGUGAUCUUCCUCCAUCGCGCACAAACGCGCCCUUUCAGCGGCAAAAUCUCUUCAACUGGCCUUCGGGCGUUUCCUCGGCCCUCGAUGGGGAUAGCGACAUCGAUGAGGAUGAAGACGCGGACAUGGAUUCAUUCAUCGACGAUGACCUCGAGAAUGACAACUACUCCGAGUCUGACCGAUCUACGGUAGUAGGGCCGCAUGAGUUCUCGAUUACUCGCACAACAACUAUCGGAAGCGACGCCUUUGACGAGAUGUCAGACGGAAGCGAGGUUGAUGAAAGUCAUGAGGAGCAUGAUGAUGAUGAUGAUGACGAGGAGGAUGAGGAUGACGAGCCGAUUCGGCCGCCCGUAAGUGGAAUUCGACGCAAUCGAAUCCCCACCUACCGUAUACAGUCCAGCUCUCCACCUCGCGAAAACGGGACACCUGCUACAGCAUCAAGACAGACCGGAUCUGUUUCCCGAGCAACAUCCUUUGGGGACACACAGCGUCCCCAGCAGGUGUCCGCCGGGUCGUCUCGCGGGAAUGCAAUCAGCGUGGAAGAUGAUUCUGACGAGGGCCCCGUACGACCGACAAGGAGGACAAGGGAUAGGGGAAACUGCCGAACUUCGGCUUUCUAAACCAGCUCAACAUCUUCUCUACGACUCUAAUGACGAUUGAUAAUCUCUUGUUAAUGACAGCCCGACUGUGACUACUCUCUUGUUUGGUGCUAGCCACCAAUGCAUGAGACUUGAAAAACUCCUUCCUGUGCCAUAUCAGACACCUGCACCUCAUCAAUCGCGCUAGUGAAAAGGACCAAGGUGUUGUGUUCUACAGGUGUUAGGGAUUCUUCUGUAUCAUUGAAUGGCGAGACUUUAGCCUUUCCUACAAGCCAUCUAAAAAUACCCCCGUUUGUUAUCCGCUGUUCCUUGCCACUUCUUCUGUACCUUGGGUAGGGGUUGUUUGCUAGCGAAGUUCGGUUCUUUCUCAGGACGCAUGUAUCAUCAGGUAUCCUAGGGCAUACUUUGCCCCUCUUCUGUUCUACUCUAGAUUGCAAGAAUUGACAAUCUCCCCAUGACCGGGAC
Messenger RNA from Aspergillus sclerotioniger CBS 115572, 1851 nucleotides. RefSeq lists its product as uncharacterized. The transcript is spliced from 4 exons. The record is from RefSeq and is a predicted model, not a curated record. Lineage: Eukaryota; Fungi; Ascomycota; Eurotiomycetes; Eurotiales; Aspergillaceae. Gene Ontology annotation, molecular function: metal ion binding. The coding region runs from base 1 to 1407 and encodes 468 amino acids.